Messenger RNA from Wasmannia auropunctata (little fire ant), 1015 nucleotides. RefSeq lists its product as uncharacterized. Bases 187 to 828 code for a protein of 213 amino acids. The record is from RefSeq and is a predicted model, not a curated record. NCBI's taxonomy places the organism in Eukaryota, Metazoa, Arthropoda, Insecta, Hymenoptera, Formicidae. The transcript is spliced from 4 exons.
CCGCACAAGGAAGAAACGAAAUUGCCAAAAGUACCACUUCCCAGACCACAGCGUCCCUCUUUCGUUCUGCCAAGCCCGCAACAGAAGCUCGUUCUUACGCAAAGGCCUGAAUGCAGAGUAUGCAAAGCACCGGUUCCUGUACCAUCCCAUUUAGAAUUCAUUGUUCGACCUCAAUCCUUUAUUGAUAUGUCACAGUAUGGAGUAGAUGGCUGCAAAACUGAAAAAGAAGCAUAUGAAUGCAAUUGUCAAUCAAGGAAUAACGCUCGUUCAUCCCAUAUGAUUAAUCCCCAAUUCAAUAUUCAGGAUCCAAGCAUGUAUUCCAACAGUGAAAUUGAUAUUGUAGGACCUCAUAGGACCGUAAUGAUGACUAGAGGAAACAAUCCUAGCGUCAUAUCGAAUCAACUCAUGUUUUUUGAUUCAGAAGAAGCUAGGGAAGCGGAAGGAAGACAUCAUAAGAAACAUAAUUAUGCUCCUAUAAACUUCAAUGUGCAAUUCCCUGCGUACGGAUCCGACAAUGUCCAUAAAUAUUAUCAGUCUCAAUACUAUACUAAUCCAAUAUCCUACACCUAUCCAAGUUCUAACACUUACGGAGCUUACGGAAACUAUGCCGGAACCUCUUAUCCGAUUAACUACGACUUUCAAGCUUCAGCAAGUAACGUACCGUCAGUUACUGUAAAUGCGGGAGGACCGUUUUAUGGUCGUGAAUCUCAUCAUACUGAUGAUUCAUUGACUCAAUCAAAUAAAGAGAUGCUACCAGAAGAAGUACUUUCGACUGCUACCGAAAGGAUCAAUGCUUCCAACUCAAAGCGAGAUACUGACAUUCAGUAGAAGAACGAGCAGAAAGACAUUUCACAGAACAAGAAGGAAAACAUCGAUCAUCAAGAAGGGAAUUCCGUGAACCAACAUAAUUAAGAGUAUAAAGUAAAAAUAGAAGCAAAAGUCAUCAAAUUUUUAAAGUUGCAAACAGCUAAAUAAUUUGAUAAUUGAUUUAGCAGAUUCAAUUUCAAGAUAGUUU